Messenger RNA from Symphalangus syndactylus (siamang), 2238 nucleotides. Its product is annotated as sulfotransferase 1A3. The record is from RefSeq and is a predicted model, not a curated record. NCBI's taxonomy places the organism in Eukaryota, Metazoa, Chordata, Mammalia, Primates, Hylobatidae. Gene Ontology annotation, molecular function: sulfotransferase activity.
CCCCAUGCCUCAGCUUUCCCCUACUUGCCUCUGAGCUCAUGCAAUUCUUGGAAGCCUGGGGGACUUACCUUGGAAUUGAAUGCAAAUAGGACAAAGACCAAGGAGGAUGGGGGGAUGCCCUCCUUCCACGGGGCCCUGUGGCUUCCAAGUCUCAAUCUCCUCUAGUCUCUUGUCUGCGGAGCCUCCUUCAAACCCAGGGAAAGAAAAGCACCUGCCAGGGUUGUUGUUCUUCUAAGAUCUUCUAUUGAUGCUCUGUGAGGUCCCCUGGGAGCCAUGAAGCUGGGGCUGGCUCCCAGGGCAAUGGGACUCCAGUGUCCUUGUCCUUUCUUAUUCUUUCUAUUCUUUCUUUCCUUUUUUUUUUUUUUUUUUUUUUUUUGAGACAGAGUCUCACUCUGUUGCCCAGGCUGGAGUGCAGUGGUGUGAUCUUGGCUCACUGAAACCUCCGCCUCCUGGGUUCAAGUGAUUCUCUUGCCUCAGCCUCCCGAGUAGCUAGGAUUACAGGUGCCCGCCAUUAUGCCCAGCUAAUUUUUGUAUUUUUCGUAGAGACGGGGUUUCACCAUGUUGGCCAGCCUGGUCUCGAACUUCUGACCUCAGGUGAUCCUGCUGCAUCAACCUCCCAAAGUACUGGGAUUACAGGCGUGAGCCACCAUGCUCAGCCUCUUUCUUGUUCAAUACAUCCAUGCUCUGUUCCACUUCUGCCCCUUCACUCUGCCCACACACAUCACUCCAGACUGGCCUUGUGGUCAGAGCCUGGAAUGCCUGGGCUGCUGGGGGCCUGUGGACUGCACUGGGCCAGAACCCCUGCCACCUUCAAGACUGGCCUGUAGCCAGCAGGAACAUGGAGCUGAUCCAGGACACCUCCCGCCUGCCACUGGAGUACGUGAAGGGGGUCCCACUCAUCAAGUACUUUGCAGAGGCACUGGGGCCCCUGCAGAGCUUCCAAGCCCAGCCUGAUGACCUGCUUAUCAACACCUACCCCAAGUCCGGCACCACCUGGGUGAGCCAGAUACUGGACAUGAUCUACCAGGGCGGCGACCUAGAGAAGUGUAACCGGGCUCCCAUCUACAUACGGGUGCCCUUCCUUGAGGUCAAUGAUCCAGGGGAUCCCUCAGGGCUGGAGACUCUGAAAGACACACCGUCCCCACGGCUCAUCAAGUCACACCUGCCCCUGGCCCUGCUCCCCCAGACUCUGUUGGAUCAGAAGGUCAAGGUGGUCUAUGUUGCCCGAAACCCAAAGGACGUGGCGGUCUCCUACUACCAUUUCCACCGUAUGGAAAAGAUGCACCCUGAGCCUGGGACCUGGGACAGCUUCCUGGAAAAGUUCAUGGCUGGAGAAGUGUCCUACGGGUCCUGGUACCAGCACGUGCAGGAGUGGUGGGAGCUGAGCCGCACCCACCCUGUUCUGUACCUCUUCUAUGAAGACAUAAAAGAGAACCCCAAAAGGGAAAUUCAAAAGAUCCUGGAGUUUGUGGGGCGCUCCCUGCCAGAGGAGACCGUGGACUUCAUGGUUCAGCACACGUCAUUCAAGGAGAUGAAGAAGAACCCUAUGACCAACUACACCACCGUCCCCCAGGAGUUCAUGGACCACAGCAUCUCCCCCUUCAUGAGGAAAGGUGGGCGCUGGCCAGCACGGGGGUUUGGGGCAGGUGGGAGCAGCAGCUGGAGCCUCCCCAUAGGCACUUGGAGCCUCCCUUUGGGCGGGACUCCAGCUUUGCUCCCUGCCUUCCUCCCCCAGGCAUGGCUGGGGACUGGAAGACCACCUUCACCGUGGCGCAGAAUGAGCGCUUCGAUGCAGACUAUGCGGAGAAGAUGGCAGGCUGCAGCCUCAGCUUCCGCUCUGAGCUGUGAGAGGGGCUCCUGGGGUCACUGCAGAGGGAGUGUGUGAAUCUACCCUGACCAGUGGGCUUAAGAAUAAAGUAUGAUUUUUGAGUCAGGCACAGCGGCUCACAUCUGCAAUCCCAGCGAUUUGGGAGGCUGAGCUGGUAGGAUCACAAUAGGCCACGAAUUUGAGACCAGCCUGGUAAAAUAGUGAGACCUCAUCUCUACAAAGAUGUAAAAAAAUUAGCCACAUGUGCUGGCACUUACCUGUAGUCCCAGCUACUUGGGAAGCAGAGGCUGGAGGAUCAUUUCAGCCCAGGAGGUUGUGGAUACAGUGAGUUAUGACAUGCCCAUUCACUACAGCCUGGAUGACAAGCAAGACCCUCCCUCCAAAGAAAAUAAACCUCAAUUAAAAUAAAA